Sugiyamaella lignohabitans is the source of this 1737-nucleotide messenger RNA. RefSeq lists its product as uncharacterized. The coding region runs from base 1 to 1737 and encodes 578 amino acids. The transcript has a single exon. NCBI's taxonomy places the organism in Eukaryota, Fungi, Ascomycota, Dipodascomycetes, Dipodascales, Trichomonascaceae. The record is from RefSeq and is a predicted model, not a curated record. Gene Ontology annotation, molecular function: protein binding.
AUGAUUACGCGGUGUAGCAGGGCAGGACCAUUACUGGUCAGCUCGGCAGUGGCUCGGUCGCUCAAGUCUACGGCAAGCAAUUUUUUGAGAAAUGAGACCAAACUCAUGUCCACUUCGCAACCUUUUGCUAAAGAUAUUUUUAUUCGAAGUGAGCCAUAUCGAGAGCCAUUUGACCUGGAGGGCCUGAAGAGUGGACUUGUUGAUGCUUCAAUGCCGUCGGAUCACCUAGAAACUGACUUGGAUCAGAAGUUCAGAGGAGACCCAACAAGCAUUUUCAAACGCUCUGAAGUAGCCACUGCACACGGAAGACUGGGAUCGCCUAUAAUUCCUUCGGUAUCACAUUCACCAAAUGUAGAGAGAUUAGGGCAGUUCAUUGCGUCGAAAGACUUGAAUUCAGCGUUGCAUACAUUUCAAAAGUUAAUAGAUGAAGAUGAGAAUGGGUUGAGUCACUUCACGGCUACUCAAUGUAGUCAGUUACUUGCCAUGAUUCCAUUGGGUCCCAUUAAGGCUCCACAGUAUUGGCCUUUAGCACAAAAAAUCGCAUCUGCUAUUAAGGCAUCAGGACAUAAGUUACAGGCUCAUGACUACGCGCGCUUGAUAGAAUGUGCAUUCAAAGCUCACGACUACGAUAGCAUAGAUCAAAUUUGGAAUGAAGUUCAAACCAACUUACCGGUCUCAUUACACAGUACAGAUCUUUGGAACAAGUAUAUUAUGACGACAUGUAACGCAUACCCGAAAUUCUGGCGACAAUGGGCAGGAAUGCAAGUUAAGAGAAAUGAGUUCCGCAUGUUCAAACCUGACGAGACGCCUCUAGCUGUAAAUGAUGCUGUAAGGUUACUUGGGAACAUGCUUGAAAAUAAUAUUCAUCCCAACGCACGUACCUACGAACUUGUCAUAUUAUAUCUCUGCCAAAAAGGUGACUUAGCUGACGUGCGAUCUAUUAUCUGGUCAAUAUGGCAUAUCACUACUGAACCCAAUGUAUUGAGAAGAUCAAGAAGCAAAUAUAGGAAACAAUUAAGACCCAGUAAAGACUCGCCACUGGCUCCAACAAUCUCUACACUAAAGGCAGUUAUUGACGGAUUUUGCAUGAAUGGUAAGGUCACUGAAGCAUUGAGACUCAUGAAUAGAUUACAAAAAGAAUACCGGAUCGAUAUAAGUGGAGGAAGCCGCGGUGGAAAGGCUAUCCAUCUGUGGUCUGCUGUACUUUCUUGGGCAUUCAUUACUCAAAGGCCCAUAGAGGGAGCAUUUACACCGGCGGACACAUUUGAAAAUGUGUGGACUAUCAUGACUGAACAAUACGGAAUUAAACCGACUGACGAAAUGUAUCGUCUUCGAGGCCGAUUUUUUGACUCGAACGAAAAAUAUGAGGACCUUAUAGCAGAUAUCCCAGAAAUCUUGAAUUCUGGUAAUCCCCACCGGCUGGAGAUAGCACGACGCAAUCUUCAAAAGGCAGUCAAAGGAAUCGCCAGACAGGGUCAAAUUGACGAAGCAGUAAGCAUUGUCAAUGAGUGGUCACAGGCCCUUGGCGAGUUUGAACAGGUUCGUGAAAACUUAAUUAAAUAUGUCAAUACGUCAAGUACUAUACAACGAUUGAUAGCUGAGAGAAGCCCUAACGAGACGAAUUCUAAUACAAAGUCUAGCAGUCACGACUUACAUGACAACAGCAUUCAUGGCGAGACUAACCCCUUUGACUCGAAUGUAAAUAAAACCAAUAGUGCCAGGUUGGACACUGUUUAA